Pungitius pungitius (ninespine stickleback) is the source of this 3700-nucleotide messenger RNA. It is a transcript of the gene ppp1r14bb, whose product is annotated as protein phosphatase 1, regulatory (inhibitor) subunit 14Bb. Gene Ontology annotation, biological process: innate immune response; regulation of phosphorylation. Gene Ontology annotation, cellular component: cytoplasm. The transcript has 4 exons. The coding region runs from base 429 to 815 and encodes 128 amino acids. Gene Ontology annotation, molecular function: protein serine/threonine phosphatase inhibitor activity. Lineage: Eukaryota; Metazoa; Chordata; Actinopteri; Perciformes; Gasterosteidae. The record is from RefSeq and is a predicted model, not a curated record.
AGAGAGAGAGAGAGAGAGAGAGAGAGACGUGUGAUUUCUCUUUGUACUGAAUGAAGAGUUGAGACUGGCCCUGCUUCUGCUCACCUCUCUCUCUCUUUUUUUUAUAUAAGCAGAGUUCGCGUGCUGUAAAUAGCCCAUUAAGCCUGUUUACACUUUACGUUGCACCGUAUCCGCCGGUGCCCGUUAGUUUUUGAGGAAGCGCAGCCGGUGUCUGGACAACAAAAGCAUCAGGUCCAACGUUUGUUUCUCCGGAGUCACACAUUUUGUCAGUCGGGAUUUUGCACGUCGACCGCUUCGACUGUUUUUUUUGUUUUUUUUGUUGCCGUCGCUCCUUCCAACACUUCCACAUCUCCUUGGGGGGUGGGGGGGAUUUGUUCUUUUCUUCUUCUUUUUUUUCUUCCUCCCCUUCUCCCCAAACCAAGCGAACCAUGGCAGCCGUAACAAGCCCGGAGACGAGCCCUCAACCCCGGGUGUAUUUCCAGACGCCCGGCGGCACCGCGGAGGAGCCGGAGACGCCGGUUCGGAAGCAGGGACGCGUGACCGUCAAAUACGAUCGCAAGGAGCUGAGGAAGAGGCUGAACCUGGAGGAGUGGAUUAUCGACCAGCUAACGGACCUGUACGACUGCGAGGAGGAGGCCAUCCCAGAGCUGGAGAUAGAUGUGGAUGAGCUGCUGGAUAUGCCCAGUGACGUUGAGCGGGGAGCCAGGGUCAAGGAGUUACUGGUAGACUGUUUUAAACCUACUGAGGACUUUGUCUCUGAGCUUAUCGACAAGAUCCGAGGGAUGCAGAAGCUCUCCACGCCUCAGAAGAAAUGAUGGGGUCUUCCCUCUCCCUCCACCCCCCCCCCCCCUGUCCCUCAGCCCCACCUCUCGUCUUCCUGCUCGUCUUUCCCAUCUUGACGUCAUACUUCAACUAAACCUUGUCUCCUUGAUUCGAUACACCCUUCUCUUCCUGUUAUUCCCCUCCUUGCCUGGCUCCAGCCGCCAUAAUUCGCUCUUAACCUUCAGCGGAGAAGACGAAGUAAAGAAUGCAUGUUGGAAGCCAAAGGGGGGGAAAAUGACAAAAAGGCCCUCUCCUGUCUCUUCUUCCACCCCCCCCCCCCCCUCCCUCCCCCCCCGCUCCUCCUUCGCCCUUUGUUUGGGCUCCACUCCUCUUCCUCAUCUCCCCCCCCGAGUCUGUCUGAGGAGGACGAGCAGAGGAGCAGAGACGAGACGGGUCCCAUAAUUACAGAGAGUGGGGCGGCAGCGAGGCGGAAAGAGGAGUCGGGAGUCGGCAUCCGCCAAGAGGAAGGUGGAAGGCGAGCAGCCAAUCAGCUUGAAGCAGGGCCCUAAUCAUCACGUUUGUGUGUCUACUAAUGAGAGUCUUUAUUUUGUUAUUCGUGAGGGGUUUAAACUAGAAGGCGAGCCAGCUACCAAUCAUGAUUCUCUUGACAACUUUCUAGUAGAGUUUUAGGGAAUAUUCACUUCACUUGACUUGAGUUUUUUUUCUUCAGUACAGUCAGAGACAUUUGCUAGUGGUGCAUUUAAAGACUGACGUUUUUGUGUGUGAGUGGGCGUGUUUGGGUGGGUGUGUUGAAAAUCUGCACUAUGUCAUUUGGGAAGAAAAUCUGAACCUCUGACCACAAGGAAUAACGCGCGUUAUGCCUUUUGUCCAGCGAGGAGGUGAAAUUUCAUCCCUGGAUAUGUUGGUUGAACCUUAAAAAAAAAGCCACUGGCUGUUGUGGUUGUACAUUCCAAACAAUGGACUACUAUUCUUCCUGUGAGGCUAAAAUAGAAGUAGUUUAUUUUAGGUGGGGUGUACUUUUAUAGAAUUCAAAUUCUUUGGGGGGGGGGGAAAUGGCAUAUGUUUUUCUUUCCUUAAAUGCGUAGUGCAGUGGGUGGUUCUUUAGAAGCCUUUGCUGUCUGCACAUGCAUAUGUGCGUCUGUUUGUUGCUAAAUGCUACGUGUGCGUGUUGCUACAUAAUGUACAGCAACAUUCAUCAUACGAGUGUUUUUACUGGCCUGUAUAUUCUGCUGUUCUGUACGACAAUUUAGAUUUUGUAGUAUAGGACUGGUUCCUGUUUUUUUCUGUUUUUUUUCUUCUUUUUUUGGUUGCAUUCUGUCACACACACACACACACACACACUGACAGUCCAACAAGGGGACCCAGAACAAAGCUGCCUUGUUUUUUUGUUUGUUUCAUAGCCCCUUUCUAUGUCCUCUUUACACUUUCUCUCCUUUUCACUUCAUUCAGUCUGCCACAUAUUUGGCGCACAUCAUUUCGGAGCAGGCACAAAACGGAAGCCCUGCGUUGGUGGCGAGACUUUGUAACGUCCCCUGACUGUCAGCAGACCCACCGAUGGGACCUCUGAAUGGAUGGGAGGGAGGCUGCUGUUUUUACAUUGAAGCUGUCUAAAAGCAUUCACCCUUCCUUUUCUUCUCACACACACACACACACACACACGCACGCAGGUCACCCUCCGGGGGACGGAGGGAACGGAAAAUAAAUAUGAGCAAAUACAGCUGCCUCGUUCGCAGAUGUGCACGCGCACACACACCCGAGUGUUGAGAGAGAGAGAGAGAGAGAGCGAGGGGGAGAGAGACCGAAGCGGUCAAAAGGUUCGUGUUUCCACGCCGCAGCUGCCAAUCAUCUCUGAGAAUAAGCCAUCUUUGUCUCAUCCUGAGCCAAUCAGAUCAGAGAACGAAGCUGACCGGCCAGUAGGAGAAGCGAAAGCCUUCGCUGUGAGUCCUGUGACCAAUCGCAAACACCUGCUGGUGACAGCAGUCUUCCUUCUCUCUCACUGCUAACACACACACACACACACACACACACACACUGGCCCAUUACUAUCUUGCUGCUCUGUCGUUCCCCCCCCCCCCUCCCCCCGGCAUCCACUCUCUCCUCCUGCUGGUCCAUUCCACCCUCCCUCCAUCCUUUCUUCAGUUUCCUUUUUAAAAAAAACAAACAGAUGUUGCCUUAGGUAUUAUUUAUGUUACACAAACCAAAUAAACGGGAGACAUUCAUUGUUAAAAAGGUUACGCAAACUGCUAAACACGUGUGUUACUGAGCAGAACCGCAGCGUUUGAAGACUUGAAUCUUCUGUCGCUCCUUUUCUUUGUUUUUUGAACAGCAAAAUGAGAUUCUGUUUUUUUUAUUAUUAUUUUUUUUAGAAGUGAGUGUUUAAUACUUAGGCCUUGAUGCAGUGAUUUUAAUUAGAUAAAACAAUGUUCUUGACAUUUACCGUUUGAAUACUGAUCUGUUUUUAUUGUGGUCAUGAUAUUUCUUGAUGCCCAGCCUUGGAUUACCACGUAGUAGAACAAAAAAUCCAUUCAGUUACACUUUGGUGCGAUUGCUUUUGCCUUCCUGCUGGGGUUUCCAAAAAACCAAGCACAGUCUGCUUUUCGGAUUGUACCAGGCAAGCUCAAUCAGUAGGUGAAUUUGAGUGGAUUUUAAUUCCUAAAUCCGGGGUUUGGAUUAUAUCUUCUUAGACUGUUAUUGAGAAGUCUGUUUUUUACUGUUGGGGAAAAAUUGCAAAAAUAUAUAUAUACGGAUUAUCAUAAUUGAGGCUAAAUACAAGCGCUAAACCAUGCGGAUGGACGGAGCGGAGAUAUUUUUUGGACAAUGAUUAGAUUGAACAAACAAAUGUAGCAAUAUCAACAACAGGUCUUAUUUUUGCCCAAUUUUGUUACACUUUUAUGCAACUUUAAUAAAAACAUGUAAA